This is a messenger RNA of Cuculus canorus (common cuckoo), 1554 nucleotides long. RefSeq names its product chromosome 24 C1orf74 homolog (gene C24H1orf74). Lineage: Eukaryota; Metazoa; Chordata; Aves; Cuculiformes; Cuculidae. The transcript has a single exon. The record is from RefSeq and is a predicted model, not a curated record. The coding region runs from base 7 to 1281 and encodes 424 amino acids.
UCCGCCAUGUCGGGGCGGCUGCAGGCCUUGCGGGCGGCUCGGGAGGAGCUGGGAAUGGGCCGAAAAUGCCGUUUGCCGGCGGGCAGAGCCUUGCAGCUGGCAGGGGAGGUGCUGGCGGUUGCAGCAGGGUUGAAACCGGCUUUGCUUUGCGAUUGCGGGGCGGCGGGCGUUGCGGAGUGGAGGCGGUACCUGGGCAGGCUGAGGGAGGCCGGGCUGCUGCGGGGCUCGCUGCAUCUGCUGCGUUUGGGGGGUUCGGCCCUGGUGCUGCGCCCCGAGCUCGCCCAGAGGAGGGUGGGGGCCGUGCUGUGUGCCCACCCUGCGCCCUUCAUCGAUGUGUCUGCGGCGAGGAGGAGCCCGGCUCUCUGCGGGCAAGAGGAAGCUGAAGCCAUCAGGGGCCACCUCGCUGUGCUGCUUGGCCACCUAAGGGCUACCUGCCCCAUGUCCUCCAUCCCUGCGUCCUCCAGCCCUGCAUCCUCCAUCCCUGCGUCCUCCAGCCCUGCGUCUUCCAGCCCUGCGUCCUCCAUCCCUGCAUCCUCCUUCACUGCAUCCUCCAGCCCUGCUCCCUGCAGCCUCACAUCAUCCUGCUCCGUGCCUACCAACCCUACACCCUGCUGCCGCAUGUCCACUUGCUCUGUGCCCUCCAUCACCACAUCCUCCACCCCCAUGCCCUGUAACACUGCAUCCUCCAACCCUAUGCCCUCUAACGCCAUGUCCUCCAACUCUGUGCCCUCUAACGCCAUGUCCUCCAACUCUGUGCCCUCUAACGCCAUGUCCUCCAACCCCAUGCUCUCUCAUGCCAUGUCAUCCAGCCCUACAGCCUCGCACUCCACGUCCUCCAACCCCGUGCUCUCUAAUGCCACAUCCUCCUGCCCCACAUCGUCAGGCUCCGCAGCCUCCUGCCCCACAUCCUUCAACUCCGCGUCCUCCAGCUCUGUAUCUUCCAGCGAGGUCGUCCCCACGGGCUGGAACCUCUGCACCAUUGUUGGGGUGCUGCUGGGCUACCCAGCAGCGUACACCUUCGCCACAGAGGAGGGUGGUGAGAACUGCCUGGCAAUGACGCUGCUGAGGGUGUUCACGGUGCAGGCUGCCUGCCCCAGGAUAAAGGACGGUCUUGUGGUCCAGAUCUACUCUUUCAGCAUCCCAGAGAGCCUCUGCACGGAGCUGAAGGAGCUGCUGGAUGCCUGGUGUGAGGAGCUGAAGGAGGCUUUCCGCGUACAGAGCGACUUUGUGGAUCUACGCAUUUUGAGUGAGGUGGUGUCUCUUCCAGCAGUUGCCUUGUGAAAGACAAGAUUUCUGGGCUGAUUUCUCCCGUGGGUCAGGAACAGAGGGGAGAGAUCUGGUUCCUGUGUGUUGCAGCUCGAGGUGCCUGAGGACUAAAAGCGGAAUUGUGACAAACUUGGGCCCUGACCUCGUAGCCCGAGUGCAGAUCAAGGAUGUGAGCUUCCCAGACGAGCGAUGCAUGGAUGUGCACACACAGCUGCCUUGCAGCCUUGAGACUGAGUGCCUGUAAGGUCAUGGUGUAUUUAUUUGCAAGCAACUGAGUAUUAAUAAAAG